Molecule: messenger RNA, 282 nt
Organism: Trichoderma breve
Lineage: Eukaryota; Fungi; Ascomycota; Sordariomycetes; Hypocreales; Hypocreaceae
Exons: 2
Coding region: 1-282 (93 amino acids)
Source: RefSeq, a predicted model, not a curated record
AUGACCAGCUCGGGGCACGACCAGGCCUCCACAACCGGCCUGAUCCCCGGCCGGUACAUCGUCCAGCUCCAGCCCGGCGUCGACUUCGUCGCGCACCUGCAGAAAAUCCAGCGCCUCCUCAAGUCGUCUGGCGCGCUGGGAAGCAUCCGUCCAGAUGCUCCCCUCGCAGCCAUGGGCAUAUACAUCGUGAACAUGCCCGCAAACGUCGCCAUGAUCCUCCAGGCCGAUGGAGACGUCAAGCACAUGGAACAGGGCAGAUAUCUUCCGUUAGAAAGUUCAUAA